AUGGUCCAUCUGAACUUUUCAAAGCUAUCUGCUCUAUUUGCAUAUGACUUGAAGUCUGUUGCGUACAAACCGGCUCCUGGAUCGAGUCCGCAGGGAGCAGCUUCUCUACAAUCUCAGACUCCCAUGGCUAGAACUACAGAGGCACAGUUUACCCCUUCAUUCCUGACAUUCGGCAAAGCGUCUGCGACGGCUCUGCAGCAGCGACAGGAAGGGGAUAAGCAGCCUAAAAGCAUGGACGCUGACUCUUGUGGAGAGCAAACUUAUGAUUCUCCGCCUGUUCUCAGUCAGGAUUUUCCGCCUUAUGAUCAGACGACGGCGAAUGUGUAUAGGUACAGGCAACAACAGUCGGUCAAUCUGGGCUCUUGGUUCGUGCACGAAAAUUGGAUGACACCUUCCGUGUUCAAAUGUGCUUCUGGACCCAAAAUCGCUGAGAUUGACAUCGCGCGUGGCUGGGGGUCCACAAAAUCUGCUCGCGCUGUUCUAGAGCGCCACUGGGAUACUUUUAUCCAAUCCUCAGACUUUGAGUACUUGGCUUCGAUAGGGAUAAAUACCGUCCGUCUACCCAUUGGCUACUGGAAUCUGGGACCGGACUAUAUGCAGGGCACAGACUUUGAGCCCGUGGCUGAUGUGUAUGCAAAUUGCUGGCCUCGUGUUCUUCGUGCUAUCAACCAGGCAGGCGAACAUGGCCUAGGAGUCCUUGUCGAUCUUCACGGCGCUGUAGGCAGUCAAAACGGGCAGCCACACUCUGGUAUCUCGGACGGACAAAUUAAUCUAUUCAAUGUGUCGAGCAACAUGGAAAAAACUGUUUCUAUUCUAACCUUUCUUGCAGAUAAACUAUCGGUUGUCAAUAACGUCGUAGGAAUCCAGUUACUAAAUGAACCACGAUAUGACUCAGGUUUGGAAGAUUUUUAUAGUCGUGCCAUUGACGCUAUUAGAGAAAGUUCGCAACCUGCGAGCAAGCUUCCGCUGUAUCUUCACGAUGCAUUUGAUCUUGCUCGAUUUUCGAAGUAUGUGUCUUCAAGGCAAGACUUCAUCGUUCAAGACCACCAUUCGUACUUCGUCUUCUCCGAAACAAACGUGCAGGAAUCUGGGUCGCAGCUUACCGUCGAUGUCGAUGGUGCGAUUGCGAGCUCAUUGUUGGAUGUCGCUGCAAAACAACGCCGAAAUCUAGUCGUCAAUGAAUGGUCCUGUGCACUCACGCCAUCGAGCUUGGCUAAAGAGAAAAAUGCUCAUGAUAUUCAGAAAAAGUUUUGCGAGGAGCAAAUGAAAGUGUAUAGAAAUGCUACGGCAGGAUGGGCUUUUUGGUCAUAUAAGAAAGAAGAAUGCGACAGCGACCCAGGAUGGUGCUUUAAAGCUGCUGUUGGGAAAACACUCCCGGAGAGUUUCUUUUCCUACAGCAAAUUGAAAUCCAUUGCUUUUCAAAACGACGAAAUAACAAACACGAGCGAGCUUCUAAUACCUACCGUUUCAACGGAUAACUUAAACCUCUUUCAACAAGUCGAAUUUUCUUUGAGGGGUCGAACGACUAAAAAAGACCGGAAGCAACUUGCUGACCGACAGAUCCCCCAUAGGUUCCGGGCUAUUCAUCUGCAACGAGAUACCGACAAUGUUCAAUCCGACGAAGCGCUGAAGAACUCUAGCUCGAAGGGAUAUUCAGACGGUCUGACGACUGCUAAAGUUUUUGCUGCAUAUAAUAUGUCAAUGCUGGGUUUUACAGGCCAAUUCAUCCAGGAUGCUAUUCGGGCGGCUGGUCCCACUUUGGUUGCGCAAGGAACCGAAGAUGGCUACAGUUCAGCGUUCAUGCAGGGCUUAAGGAGCGGGCAGCGUGCAGCAAUGGAACACAAAUGA
Psilocybe cubensis is the source of this 1848-nucleotide messenger RNA. RefSeq lists its product as uncharacterized. Gene Ontology annotation, molecular function: glucan endo-1,6-beta-glucosidase activity. The record is from RefSeq and is a predicted model, not a curated record. The coding region runs from base 1 to 1848 and encodes 615 amino acids. Gene Ontology annotation, biological process: glucan catabolic process. The transcript has 4 exons. NCBI's taxonomy places the organism in Eukaryota, Fungi, Basidiomycota, Agaricomycetes, Agaricales, Agrocybaceae. Gene Ontology annotation, cellular component: extracellular region; cell surface.